AUAAAAGAAAAAAAUAAAUUGCCCGUUCUCAAGAGUCUGCGCAAAAUUUAUUCUUAAAAAUAAACAAAGAAAGAGGAAAGAAAGAGGAAAGAGUUCGACUGACAAGACUCGGCGGCUUCAUCCGAUUUCCAAUACUUAUAUACGAGUUCCAACAUAACUGCAAAUAGUUCUUCUUCUUCUUGAUUUUGGGGAUAAUUGCAUCUGAGUGUCACCAUUCACUAUUAUUAGACGCUUGAUUAUUUGAUUCGUCAAUAUUCUGGCCAUUAGAUUGUUUAUCUAACAGAGGGCUCUUUGCUUUUCUCAACGCCGGCCUUUCACGGAUUUCAUGUUUAUGAUAAGUGGACUGCACAGCAUCAAUUAUGGAUGCAGUUGAAUAGAACCAUCAAUUUCCAAUAUAAUUUGUCUUCAACACAUCAUUUAUCUAUGGGCGAGUGGAUAGUUGGAGCCUUCAUCAACUUCUUCGGCAGCAUUGCCAUCAAUUUUGGGACAAACCUUCUUAAAUUGGGUCAUGACGAGAGAGAGAGACAUUCAAUGCUUAGCAGUGAUGAGACGAAUGGGAAGACCAUUAUGAAGCCCAUAAUUUACUUCCAGGCUUGGAGAAUUGGCAUUCUUUUUUUCAUUAUCGGAAAUUGUCUUAACUUCAUUUCCUUUGGAUAUGCUGCCCAGUCCCUUCUUGCAGCUCUAGGAUCUAUUCAAUUUGUGUCAAACAUCGCCUUUGCCUACUUCGUGUUAAAUAAAACUGUGACUGUUAAGGUACUCGUGGCCACAGCCUUUAUUGUUCUUGGAAACAUCUUCCUUGUUGCUUUCGGAAACCACCAAUCACCUGUUUACACUCCAGAGCAAUUGGCAGAGAAGUAUGGAAACACUACAUUCCUGAUUUAUUGUUUAAUUUUGGUUUUGAUUGUUGGCUUGCAUCACUCAGUAUAUAGGAGAGGAGAAUUGCUGUUCACUAUCCCCGGAAAUGACAUUCAGCCUUACUGGCACAUGCUUCUUCCACUUUCUUAUGCUAUUGUUUCAGGUGCUGUGGGAUCAUGUUCAGUAUUGUUUGCAAAGUCUCUCUCAAACUUGCUAAGAUUGUCCAUUUCAAGUGCCUAUCAGUUGCAUAGCUGGUUCACUUACUCCAUCCUUAUAUCAUUUCUUAGUACAGCUGGAUUUUGGAUGGCAAGGUUGAAUGAAGGACUAUCGCUUUUUGAUGCGAUGCUCAUUGUUCCUAUGUUCCAGAUUGCUUGGACAUUUUUCUCCAUUUGUACAGGAUUUGUAUAUUUCCAGGAAUAUCAGGUGUUUGACGCAUUACGAACCACAAUGUUCAUACUAGGAAUGAUUUCAGUAUUUAUAGGCAUUUCUUUAUUGGCACCUGAUGAAUCAAAAGGCUGGGAAAUCAAGGAUACAGCACCGGCUUCUAUUCCUUCAAGUCUUCCUAAUGACAUGGACAGGCUGGUCACGCCUGCUGACGAUUCACAAAUUAAAGAUAUGAGAUCACUUGCACGGGUGAUGCAGAUUAAGGCUGCAAACUUGAUGGUCAAGGCAAAGACUGCUUGUUCAUUGUCACUUGGUUUGGGAGAAGAUUCAAUGCAUGCAUCUUCUGUUUUUGUGAUGCCCAUGGCUUCAUCAAAAAUAACGGGUUUUAGGGGAAGUAAUCUCGAUCGGACAAAGUUAUUCUCCCUGAGAGGCCCAAGUUGGAGUAUGGUUGCAGUAGAAGAGGAUGAUGAUGAAAUCUCUGAAAAGUAGUUUGAUACGGCUUCUAAGCUCCCUUGGAGUCUCAAUUAAAGUUGGGAUUAGCGGGGGGGACAACAUAUUCCCACGGAUGUCUUCUGAAAAAUCUGUUCUCGACCACUAUUAUUCUAUAUAUAUAGAGAUAUUUCCACUUUUGCUUUUUAACAUUCAUUAGUAUCUCUUGUUAUUCUACAACUUGUUUGGUUUACUGGAAUAGCGAAUGGUGUAUUUAGUCUGGUUCUGUUGUAUAUGGUAUAAAUCAAUUAAUUGUAACACCUUGAAAAUUUUUACGUAUUUUAAAACAAGAGUGACUAACUUUUAUUGUGUGAUC
Molecule: messenger RNA, 2044 nt
Organism: Olea europaea var. sylvestris
Lineage: Eukaryota; Viridiplantae; Streptophyta; Magnoliopsida; Lamiales; Oleaceae
Product: probable magnesium transporter NIPA8
Exons: 14
Coding region: 364-1728 (454 amino acids)
Biological process (GO): magnesium ion transport
Cellular component (GO): membrane
Molecular function (GO): magnesium ion transmembrane transporter activity
Source: RefSeq, a predicted model, not a curated record